Chanos chanos (milkfish) is the source of this 2976-nucleotide messenger RNA. RefSeq names its product eph-like kinase 1 (gene ek1). The transcript is spliced from 17 exons. Bases 1 to 2976 code for a protein of 991 amino acids. Gene Ontology annotation, cellular component: plasma membrane; dendrite. Gene Ontology annotation, biological process: axon guidance; protein phosphorylation; ephrin receptor signaling pathway. NCBI's taxonomy places the organism in Eukaryota, Metazoa, Chordata, Actinopteri, Gonorynchiformes, Chanidae. Gene Ontology annotation, molecular function: ATP binding; protein binding; transmembrane-ephrin receptor activity. The record is from RefSeq and is a predicted model, not a curated record.
AUGGCUCUCUACUGGAUUUACUCAUCCCUUAUUGUUUUUCACGUGUUAUUACGGUGUCAAGCAGUGAGGAAUUAUCCGGAAAAUGAAGUCACUCUGCUAGACUCUGUAUCAGCUCAGGGGGACCUGGGAUGGGAGGCCUACCCACCAGAAGGGUGGGAGGAGAUUAGUGUGAUGGAUGAGAGAAACACACCCAUGAGGACAUAUCAGGUGUGUAAUGUGAUGGAGGCCAAUCAAAACAACUGGCUACGGACCAGCCUCAUACCUCGUGAGGGUGCCCAGCGAGUCUACGUGGAGAUCAAAUUCACGCUUCGCGAUUGCAACAGUCUGCCUGGUGUCCCCGGCACGUGCAAAGAAACCUUCAACGUCUACUACCACGAGUCCAACAGUGCAGUGGCUGCCCCUUUGCGUCACAUUCGCGAAAGCCAAUACAUCAAGAUAGACACCAUCGCUGCGGAUGAAAGUUUCACGCAGACCGACGUAGGUGAUCGGGUGAUGAAGCUCAACACUGAGGUGCGGGACAUUAGCGGCCUGACCAAACGCGGCCUGUACUUGGCUUUCCAGGACUUGGGUGCCUGCAUUGCGCUGGUCUCGGUGCGGGUCUUCUACAAACGGUGCCCUCUGGCCGUGCUAAAUCUAGCUCGCUUCGCUGACACGGUGACGGGCGGAGAUUCGGCUCUUGUGGAGGUUCGGGGUUCGUGUGUGGAGGACGCUGAGGAGUUGGAGGCACCACGCAUGUUCUGCAGUGCUGACGGAGGCUGGUUGGUGCCCAUUGGUCGCUGCGUGUGCCGUCCUGGUUUCGAGGAGGUUGAUGGGCACUGCCAACCGUGCAGGUCUGGCUUCUACAAGGCCUCAGCCAUGGAUGCGUACUGUGUUAAGUGCCCUCCACACAGUUACUCCCACCAGGACAAGGCCUCCGAGUGUGUGUGCGAGAGGGGCUACUACCGAGCAGAGACAGACCCACGCUCCAUGGCCUGCACAAGGCCUCCCUCGGCCCCAGGGAAUCCUAUCUCCACGGUCAACGAGACAGCAGUGACAUUGGAGUGGAGCCCCCCUCGUGACAGCGGGGGUCGGGGAGACGUGACGUACAGCGUCCACUGCAGGAAGUGCUCUGGCGAGGUGGACGCCGGCGGCGCGGGCGCGGGCGAGAGGUGCGUGCCCUGUGGCAGCGGCCCACAUUUCAGCCCCCGACAGUUUGGCCUGGCUCUCCCCAGAGUCCUGGUCACCGAGCUUCAGCCGCACACCAACUACACCUUCAGCAUAGAGGCCCUCAACGGAGUGUCUGACCUCAGCCCCAGCCCGCGGCCCCUGGUCUCUGUGAACGUCACCACGAGUCAGACAGGUGGGUUUAAACCCUUGAACGUGAUCCUUAAGGAAAGACGAAGCCGGGACAGCAUCACUCUGGCUUGGCAGGGCCCGGAACCUUCUGACGGGAUUGUGGUGGAAUAUGAGGUCACCUAUUAUGAAAAGAAUCAGAGGGAUCAGAACUACACCGUUUUGAAGACUAAAUCCAACGUUAUGACAGUAGAUGGACUUAAACCAGGCACGACGUACGUGUUCCGGGUGAGAGCUCGCACUGACGGUGGCUAUGGCAACUACGGCGGGGAGAUUGAGCUCGAGACGAGCCACGAAGACAUGUUGGCAAUGGGAGAUCCCAACCAACCCACCAUCCUGGCUGUGUCCAUCGCUGGCGGAGUGGUUUUGCUGGUACUGCUGGUGGCAUGUUUUGUUGUGAGUGGAAGGCAUUGCGGCUACAUUAAAGCUAAGCAAGACCCGGAGGAAGAAAAGAUGCAGUUUCAGCAUGGCAGAGUCAAACUACCAGGGAGUCGAACCUACAUUCAUCCUCACACGUACGAAGACCCGAACCAGGCCGUCCGUGACUUUGCCAAAGAGAUCGAUGUCUCCAAUAUCCGGAUAGAGAGAGUGAUUGGAGCAGGUGAGUUUGGAGAAGUGUGCAGUGGACAUCUGAGAUUGCCCAGUAAGAGAGAGAUCCACGUGGCAAUCAAGAGUCUGAAAGCAGGCUACUCUGAGCAGCAAAGGCGGGACUUCCUGAGUGAGGCCAGUAUCAUGGGCCAGUUUGACCAUCCAAACAUCAUCCGCCUGGAAGGAGUGGUCACAAGAUGCAAGCCGGUGAUGAUAAUAACAGAGUACAUGGAGAAUGGAUCUUUAGAUACGUUCUUAAAGAAACACGAUGGCCAGUUCACUGUGAUCCAGCUGGUUGGAAUGAUGCGUGGAAUUGCUGCCGGGAUGCAGUAUCUUUCCGAGAUGAACUACGUCCACCGUGACUUGGCGGCACGCAAUAUUCUAGUCAACGGGAACUUGGUGUGUAAGGUGUCUGAUUUUGGGCUGUCACGAGUGUUGGAGGAUGAUCCAGACGCAGCUUAUACCACCAGGGGUGGAAAGAUCCCAAUCAGAUGGACAGCACCAGAGGCCAUCGCCUACAGGAAGUUUACAUCAGCCAGUGACGUUUGGAGUUAUGGCAUUGUCAUGUGGGAGGUGAUAUCCUAUGGGGAGAGGCCAUACUGGGAGAUGUCCAAUCAGGAUGUGAUAAAGGCCAUAGAUGAAGGCUACAGGCUCCCUGCUCCAAUGGACUGUCCCGUAGUGCUGCACCAGCUGAUGCUGGACUGCUGGGAGAAGGGGCGCAGCGAGAGGCCAAAGUUCAGUCAGAUUGUCAACACGCUGGACCGACUGAUACGUAACCCCAGCAGCCUUAAGCAGCUGGCUAACAGUUCCAUGUGGAAGGACCCUCCCACUCCAGAGCCAGGGGUCAGCACAGUGGAGGACUGGCUUGAUUCCAUUAAAAUGGGCCAAUAUAAGGAGCACUUCACCAGUGCUGGCUAUGUGACACUAGACUCUGUCCUCUACGUUAGUGUCAGCGAACUGGGGAAAAUGGGCGUCGCAUUGGCAGGCCAUCAAAAGAAGAUUCUCUCCAGCAUACAGGACCUGCAGGCGCAGCAGGGAACACACGUCCAGGUAUAA